Theileria parva strain Muguga is the source of this 726-nucleotide messenger RNA. It is a transcript of the gene SF3A2, whose product is annotated as Zinc-finger of C2H2 type family protein. Gene Ontology annotation, biological process: spliceosomal complex assembly. The transcript is spliced from 4 exons. Gene Ontology annotation, cellular component: U2-type prespliceosome; U2 snRNP; catalytic step 2 spliceosome. Bases 1 to 726 code for a protein of 241 amino acids. NCBI's taxonomy places the organism in Eukaryota, Apicomplexa, Aconoidasida, Piroplasmida, Theileriidae. Gene Ontology annotation, molecular function: zinc ion binding; nucleic acid binding. The record is from RefSeq and is a predicted model, not a curated record.
AUGAUAGAUUAUCAGCAUAGAGUUGGACACAAAACAGGUAGUGGCGCUCCGGCGAGCGCCCAUGACGUCGCAGCUCACCAGAGGGAGCGAUUGCGUAAAUUGGCCCUUGAAACCUUCGAUUUAAACAAGGAUCCAUACUUUUCUAAGAACCACAUGGGUCACGUAGAAUGCAGAUUAUGUCUUACAGUCCAUACAACUGAAAGUUCAUACCUAAGUCACACACAGGGCCGAAAACAUCAAAUGAAUUUAGCAAGAAGAGCAGCUAAAGAACAAAAAGACGCCUUUAUGACCAUCGCACCCAUUUCAAAGACUAGAGCUUUUAAGGCACCUACAUUAAAGAUCGGAAGACCAGGUUAUAGAAUAACUAAGAUGAGAGACCCUGAAACUAAACAGCCAGCAUUAUUGUUUGAAAUAGAGUUCCCAGAAAUUCAGGGCACACCAAAGUAUCGAUUUAUGUCAGCUUUCGAGCAGAAAAUAGAAAUUCCACCGGAUCCAAAUUAUCAGUUCUUAUUAUUCGCAGCCGAUCCAUACGAAACAAUAGCGUUUAAGGUACCUAAUCUCGAGAUUGAUAACGGCCCUAAUAAGUUAUUCAGUUACUUUGACGAUAAGAGGAAACUGUUCAUAUUUCAAGUACAUUUUAAGCUUAAAAAAACAUUUAAAGUUUUACCCGGACUACCACAAAGACCAACUAAAUUUGAUCACGUCGGACCAGGUCCCCAGUUUUAA